Closterium sp. Naga37s-1 is the source of this 975-nucleotide messenger RNA. NCBI's taxonomy places the organism in Eukaryota, Viridiplantae, Streptophyta, Zygnematophyceae, Desmidiales, Closteriaceae. The record is from the annotation of a GenBank genome assembly.
AUGCCACGCAAGCGGGUUUCUACAGUGAAAAAGGAUGCGGAUGUUGCCUCUGGUGGAACCAAGCCCGGUCCGACUGACGGCGGCACCAUCGGCGGCAAAGAAGAUCCCGGUCGAGGGAGCGUGGGUCUUGCAGUCCGGUCGGCGGAGAGAGAGGCCUCGGCGACAGGGGCAAACCACAACGACGCUCCCUGCGACGAGCAUGCCGCAACCCUGGAGUCUGAGGCGGAGGCAUCGCAGCACCAUCUGACGCUGUUCCAGCUGACCGUGGUCGAAGCUUCUGCUACCGUGGUAGAUAAGGACAAGGCUGGGGAGCAGGAUUCUAUGGAGGAGCCUAAACACGUCAUCGCCGACGUCGGUGGCUCUCCUCCUUCUGGUGGACGUGGGAGGCGUAGGCAGAGGAAGAGCGAUGGGGAGGAAGAGUAUGACAACUCCGCGGCCGGGGACAUCACUACACGGGCGAAGAGGCGGCAGACGACAGGCAGUGGUGACAACGCUGGUGGUGCUGAAGUUGGGACAACGCGAGGCGCCAGGGAAGCAAGUAGCAAGGCGACGGGUCAUGCAUUACGCCAGAAGGGCCGACCCAUAGCGAGGAAAACAUCUAGUGGUAGGAGGGGCAAGCGAGCAGCGAGGGGGAAGAGGCCGAAAUGUAGUGAAGAAGACCCUGAUGAUGCGGAGGAGGAGGAUGAGGGGGAUGAGGGGGAUGAGGAGGAGGAGGCUGAUGAGGAGGAGGAAGAGGAGGAAGAGGAGGAUGAAGAGGAUGCGAAGGAGGAGGACCCGGAUGAUGAGGAGGAGGAGGAGGAGGAGGAGGAGGAGGAGGAGGAGGAGGAGGAGGAGGAGGAGGAGGAGGAGGAGGAGGAGGAGGAGGAAGGGGCGGAAGAGGAAGAGGAGGAUGUGGCGACAGUGAAGGGACAGGGUGCGCGAGUCAGAAGGCGGAGUGGUAUGGGGAAGGUGGGGGGUUGGACUUGUCAUUCCUGA